UUUUAACGGAAGAGCGCGUAAAUAGCAUUCUUAACUCUUUCAUGUGGCCGCUCAGUUUUACUUCAAUUUGAAGGGACUUAUUCGCUUUUGACGUUUGACAAUCUUCUACAUAUAUUUCUUAACAUGGCCUACAAAAGUUGUGAACAAAUUUACGAGCAAAUAGUUAGACAUAUUAACGAAGAAGAUGAGCCUUCCAAUUUGGACGAAGAUAAUCUUAACAAUAAAAGUCUUCCGAAGGAAAUAUUUGAAAAAGAAGACAUCCCUGUUUCUAGGAAACUCAAUUUUUCUGGCUUGGAAAGUAUAAUUGACCAUGAGCAGAUCCAGCAAAGGCCACUAACACAACUCUUAACAGAGUAUGAAGAUGUAAAUCGUGGGCUGCAAGUUUUAUUUGAGCAUUACCAGAGAGAGCAUAUUUAUCUUAAAAAUGAAAGCGUCUCGUUGACCAAAGAGAACGAAAGAUUAUCGAAUCGACUAAAGCAAGAACUGGAAAGUGACAUAAAAAGCCACGACGCGACCGAAGAGGCGAAUUUAAAACAGCAACUGCAACUUGCCCUACACGAAAAAGAGGUCGUUUUAGAUCUCUGGCGAUUAGCGGUCAGCGAAGUUUCAAAUUUAGAAAAAGUUAUAAAAAUUCUGCAAGAGCAGAAAGACGUUUCCUUCAACAGUUCCUCACACAAUAUCGAGACUCGGUUGGAAAAGGCGCGGGCCAACAGUGUGGCCGAGUCACAAUUGACGGAGGCGCGCACCUUGUUGGUGAAAGAACGAAUGCAGAGGUCGGAACUGGAAGGCGAGUUGUCCAAGGAGCGCGAAACGAGGCAGGCCCUGAACCAGCAGUUGGCCCUGGCGCUGGGCCAGGUGCAGGAACUGGAGCAGGACAAGCAAAUCCGGCAGGACGAGGAGCGCCGAGUGGCGCAGCGAGUGUCCAGCCUGAGCAGGGAGCGGGACGAUCUGCAGAGGGCGCUCGACCGACUGCAGGGACAACUCAAGGAGAUGCGCAUGCAGGCCGAGGAGGGCCAAUCCAAGGUGGCCGACGCACUCACCCUUGUCGACUCGGCCUGCGUCAACCGCGAUCAGACCGUCUUUGAACUGGCCAAAGCCAAAGAGGAAAUUUUGAGACUUGAAAACGCUUUGAAGGAUUUGACGCAAGACGCGAAGCAGCAGGUGAAACGGGAAGUGGAGCAGGUGAAGCAGCAGUGCAACCUGCACGUCAAGAGUAUUUUGGCUGACGUGAAAAAAAGCCAAGAGGAGGGAUCAGAGUACAAGAACAAGGCUGAAAAGGCGAUGUACUCGCAAAAACAGGCCGAGCAGCUUGUCGAGCAGAAAGCGCAAGAGUUGUACUCGAUCAGGUCAAGAGAGUCGUCCCUCGAGCCGAAACUCCACGCCGUCCAGGCGCAGCUCAGGGACAUGGAAAAGAGGUGCAGCGUGGCUGAAAGGAAGGCACAGCUUGUGCAGCAGAAUUACGCCGAAGAAAGCGACAGAUGGCGGAUGAAUGAGCUCAGGGUUACGGAGACAUGCAAAAUUCUGGAGAAACAGGUGUCCUCUUUGGCGCUCGAGCUUGAGCACUCCAAAGUUAGAGAGUCAAAUUUAGCCAAAGACCUGAGCCUCCGGGAGCAGCAGUUUGCAUGGAGGGUCAAGGAAAUGGAGAAAAGCACCAAGGCAACUACGCAGGAGCUGAGCGCCAUAAUUUCCUCUCACCAAAAAAUAAGCGAAAAGAGCAAAUCAGAAAUGCGACAAAUGGCUGAGAAGUUCAGCCACAGGUUGAAGGAGCUGAGGUUCGAGCUAGGCCGAUUGAGAGAGGAGCGCGAUGAGGCCGUCCAACAACUCCAACAAAGUACAAAAAUUUCCCGGAACAACACGCCCCAAAUCACACCGAGGCCAAAAUCUCUAUUUAUGGAUGUCUGAUUUUUUUUUUAAUUAUUGAAUAAAGUUUGUAAAUUUCAAGU
Molecule: messenger RNA, 1943 nt
Organism: Neocloeon triangulifer
Lineage: Eukaryota; Metazoa; Arthropoda; Insecta; Ephemeroptera; Baetidae
Product: sodium channel and clathrin linker 1-like
Exons: 10
Coding region: 124-1902 (592 amino acids)
Biological process (GO): cilium assembly; clustering of voltage-gated sodium channels
Cellular component (GO): centriole
Source: RefSeq, a predicted model, not a curated record